UUUUAUACCCUCUUGUCCCCAUUUCCAACAUCCUUAUCUUUCACCCGCUUUGUCAUUAUUUGUUCUCUUCUUGUGCCAAGAUUUUAAAAGGUUUAUAAAUAAAACCCAAAUCAAGCCUUUUCACCGUAUUGUUUUUUCAUCUUAUAUAUUUGGUUGUUAGAUUUGAUUAUAUAUGAUAAGAAGAAACAGAACUUGAAGCCCCCAAUAAGUCACAAAGAAAUAUAGGAAACAAUGGGGAAUACUCUAGGUGGAAAAAAGACAACAAAGGUGAUGAAAAUCGAUGGACAAACAAUGAAAUUCAAGACACCUUUGUAUGCAAACGAGGUUCUAAAAAAUUAUCCUACUAUGGUAUUAUUAGAAUCCGAAGCAGUGAAGCAUUUUGGGGUCAGAGCAAAACCAUUGGAACCACAGCAAGAGUUGAAACCCAAAAGGCUCUAUUUCCUAGUUGAGUUACCUAAGUAUCCCGAAGAGAAACCCCCGAGGAGAGUCCGUUCAGGAAUCCAAAUGAGCGCAAAAGAUCGGCUCGAAACCCUAAUGUUAGCUCGGAGAUCUGUGUCUGACUUGUCAAUCUUGAAGCCUCCCAGUAUUAUUACAGAAGAGUCGUCGUAUCAUAAUAAUUCAUCUCCACGUAAGGCGGAGAUAGGUGGUUCCGUUAGGGUAAAGUUGAGGCUGCCUAAAGCUGAGGUGGAGAAACUGAUGACGCAGUGCAAAGAUGAAGGAGAUGUUGCUGAGAAAAUUAUGCAACUUUGCAUGAGCAAAAAUGGUGGAAGUGGUCCAUUGAUGGAAGAGCAAAGUUAUAAUAAUGGAGGAAUAAUUAAGAAAGGACUCAAAUCAAGAGAGAAACGUGUAGGGUUCUUGCCGAUAACAGAAGGAGAAAUUCAAUUAGCAAUGACGGCUUCUUAACUAGAAAUGGGAACAAAAUAGUAAUUCGUUUUAUAUAUAGCUUCUCUAGUUUAUUUUGUAUGAUGUUGGCUCGAGUCGAGCCCUCGAGCUUAAAUGGAGAAGUGAAAAUUUAUAUUGCCGAUCUCGAUUUAUGUGAGCUUUGAGGCAUAGUUAUUGUUGUUGUAUAGCUUCUCUGGUCAUGUAGUGGUCUCCGAAUUCACUGGCAGACUUCUCAGCUACUUAUUAGUACUAAUCAUGUAUUAGUCAUUUUGUAUAAUAAAAUUAAGAAGCUGAGGAUGAGAUUAUUUGCCCUGUUGUGAUUUUUAUGUGAGAUGGCUUUGAAGAUAUACUUGUAGCAGUUAAGGACUAA
Nicotiana tabacum (common tobacco) is the source of this 1252-nucleotide messenger RNA. RefSeq lists its product as uncharacterized. The record is from RefSeq and is a predicted model, not a curated record. NCBI's taxonomy places the organism in Eukaryota, Viridiplantae, Streptophyta, Magnoliopsida, Solanales, Solanaceae.